UCCAUGGUGGCGCCGCGGAGGCAGCGGGAUGGGGGAAAGCUCGAGCCCGAUCAGCGUCAUUCUGGUCAGCUCCGGCAGCCGCGGGAACAAGCUGCUCUUCCGCUUCCCGUUCCAGCGGGGCCUCGAGAGCCCGGCGGCCCAGACCGGGAAACCCAGGAGCAGGUAUGCUGUGAACAGUAUUGGUGAUAGCGUGGAAGAUCAGGAUGGUGACUCCAGAGAGCCACGCCCGCUCCGCGAUGAGCAGGUAGUGUCGGGGUUUUCGGAUGUCAUCCUGGCUACCAUUCUGGCUACCAAAUCCGAUAUGUGUGGCAAAAAGUUUGAGCUGAAGAUUGACAAUGUCCGCUUUGUUGGGCACCCUACUCUGCUGCAGCAUGCCUUUGGGCAGAUAUCCAAGACAGACCCCUCUCCCAAAAGGGAGAUGCCCACCAUGAUCCUCUUCAACGUCGUGUUUGCCUUACGGGCUAGCGCGGAUCCCUCAGUGAUCAGCUGCCUGCACAACCUCUCCCGCCGCAUCGCCAUCGUUCUCCAGCAUGAAGAACGCCGUUGUCAGUACCUGACCAGAGAGGCCAAGCUCAUCCUGGCAAUUCAAGAUGAAGUGUCUGCCAUGUCAGAAACAACAGAUGGUCCACAGUCCCCAUUCCUCCACAUUCUUCCCAAAUGCAAGCUGGCCAGAGACCUUAAAGAAGCAUAUGACAGCCUCUGCACUACUGGAGUGGUACAGCUACAUAUCAACAACUGGCUAGAAGUGAGCUUCUGCUUACCACACAAAAUCCACUACGUUGCUUCCCAUUUUAUACCCCCAGAAGCCAUUGAAAGGAGCUUGAAAGCCAUUCGGCCUUACCAUGCCUUGCUGCUGCUCAAGGAUGAAAAAGGCCUUCUUGCCGAGCUCCCCUUGGACUGCUCCCCUGCCUUGGUGCGAGUGAUCAGAACCACCUCAGCCGUGAAGAAUCUUCAGCAGCUGGCCCAGGAUGCAGAUUUGGCACUGCUGCAGGUCUUCCAGCUAGCCGCACAUCUGGUGUACUGGGGCAAAGCCAUCAUUAUCUACCCACUGUGCGAGAACAAUGUCUACAUGCUGUCUCCCAAUGCCAGUGUUUGUCUUUAUUCCCCUUUGGCAGAUGAAUUUUCCUGCCAGUUUCCCGGUCAUGAUCUACCUUCUGUCCUAUCCAAGUUCUCCUUGCCAGUUUCUUUAGCAGUAUUCAAGAACCCUCUUGCUCCACCGGUGCAGGAGACUCAGUUUAUUCAAAUGGUGGUGUGGAUGCUCCAGCACAGACUCCUGAUCCAGCUCCACACGUACGCUUGCCUAAUGGUACCGCCCAAGGAAGAGGACUUCCGAGCCAAGGCAGAGGAGUUGCCUUUCGCUGCCAGAGUUGGAGGCCGCAGCCUCAGCACCCCCAACGCACUCAGCUUUGGAUCCCCAACCAGCAGCGAUGAUCUGACUCUCACCAGCCCCAGCAUGGAGAAUUCCAGUGCAGAGCUGCUCCCUGGUGGGGGAGACUCCCCUGUGAACAAGCGCAUGACAGAGAAUCUGUUGACAAGCCUCCUGGAACAUGAGCGGGACGCCAUUCUCAGUGUCCCAGCGGCACACAAUCCAGAGGAUCUGCGCAUGUUUGCAAGGCUGCUGCACUACUUCCGAGGGCGACAUCACCUGGAGGAAAUCAUGUACAAUGAAAACAUGCGCCGCUCCCACCUGCUUAUGCUCUUUGACAAGUUCCGCAGCGUGCUGGUGGUGACCAAUCACGAGGACCCCAUUAUCUCUGUCUUUCAGUCCCUCCAGAAGUGAGGAGCAGCUGUAGCUGUGGAGCUCACCCAAGGGUGGGGAGGAACAGUCAUGUUGACUGGACUUGGACCUGCCUCUGCUGCUCCCACCCCCAGCAAUGUUUCACUCUCUGGGAGUUGGAUGAACAGCACUGCUCGAAACUCGGGAGGCAAGAGGAAGGAGUGUCCCACUUGUAGGGGUUUGGGAUUAGGCCCCUGCAGUAUGUGCCGAACAAGGCUGUGUCCUUUGCUUUAUGCUCCUGCUCCUGUUACUGAGAAGGGCAAUCCUCAAGUGCUGCCCCUUGGACAGAGCUGGGACAGAGGAGUGAGCCAGGUGUUUGUCUUCGCAGGCACCUAUCCAAGACCUAUCCCUUUGCAAUCAGAAAAGGCAUUUUAAUUGUGAAACAUCUUGUUGGAAACUACGAAACCUGUCACUGUACCCAGCAAAUGUGAUUGCUCCAUGUGAAAAAUGCACAACCAAAAGCAUUCCUCUCCAUUUUAUAAAUGAAGUGAACUAGUCAGUGUCUUGAUGAGUGGGGAUGGGUCUUUUGGGGAUGGAAGUCGGCAGGAAUAGCAAUUUGUUGGGGCUACUGCCUUGUUGGCAGUAGUGCUGGGAUAGCAGGCCAGGCCUGACCAAAGUAGUAUUCUGUUAACCCAAAAUAACAAAUCUAGUAAUGCGCUGGGGGGAGCAUUUCUGGGGGCAAUGCUUGCAGCUCUUAGGGUUGCUGGCCCUGCUGUGGGUCUUGUGCUUCUUCCUAAAUCAGGGGCUGGUUGAGUUAGCUCACAUCUCCUAAGCCAGGAUCUCCAACCUUCUUAAACCUGCAGGCACCUUUGGAUUUUUGCCAGGGCUCUGCCUCCUGCAACAGCCCUUUUGGGGUGGCACUCAAAAUGGCUGUUGCAGGAGGCAGAGCCAAAGGGAAAGAUCUCCCUUCCUCCUCACAAGGUAACAGUCGGUCAAGUCACAAACACCAAGCCUUUGCUCUCACUCCCUCUGCCUCAUUUUAUUCCAUAAUGAAACAUAUGAAGCAUCUGAGUAAGGCAGAUGGUCUGCCAGGGUCAGAACUGUCUCUAUUCUGACUGGCAAACGUUCUUGACGGCCCUCUGUUUAGUGAUAUUCAUGUCUGUUAAACUCUCUGGCUCCCCUUA
This is a messenger RNA of Eublepharis macularius, 2901 nucleotides long. RefSeq names its product NPR3 like, GATOR1 complex subunit (gene NPRL3). NCBI's taxonomy places the organism in Eukaryota, Metazoa, Chordata, Lepidosauria, Squamata, Eublepharidae. The record is from RefSeq and is a predicted model, not a curated record. The transcript has 14 exons. Gene Ontology annotation, biological process: positive regulation of autophagy; TORC1 signaling; cellular response to amino acid starvation. The coding region runs from base 29 to 1780 and encodes 583 amino acids. Gene Ontology annotation, cellular component: GATOR1 complex.